GCCCGCUGAGCACUGACCAAUAGGCGCGUCCCGAUUCCGCGGGGGGCGGGGCCUCGAGCCUGGGCUCCGGGGACCCGCCCCCCGUACGUGGCCUGCGUGCGUGACGCCGGGCGGCGCGAGGCGGUUUCUGCAGCGUGUGGCGCCCCCCGGCGGCAGCGAGGACUCCAUGUGACAGCGGGACGGGCGCGCCUGCGAUGGAGCCGCAGACACCGCCGGGAACACCCGGGGACCCCGUCGCUCGGCCGCCUGAGGACGAGGGGCGGCGGGAGGGCCGCACAGCGCCGGCGGAGGCUUCCCUGGGCGCCGCGGCGGACGGCGCCUGUGCCGACGCGCUGUGGGAGCUGCCGGUGGAGCCCGCCCAGCGGAGGCCCCAGUGCAGCCGCUGCAGCCGGCCUCAGAAAGUAUGUUUGUGUCCAUUUCUACCAUUGCAUCCUCUGCACAUCUCUACUCAUUUGUACAUAAUUCAGCAUCCGGCAGAGGAAAGCAAAGUGUUGCGGACAGUUCCCUUAUUAGCAGCAUGCCUCCCCCAGGACAAGUGUAAAGUCAAGAUUGGUCGUCGCUUCAGUGAAGAAAGAGAUCCUGAACUUUCAAAUGUUUGUCGGAAGUCUGAUACAUUAAUAUUAUAUCCAGGGGCUGAAGCUGCUAAUUUGGAAGAAUUUAUAUUAGAUUCUCCUACUUAUCCUUCCACAAUCAUCAUCAUUGAUGGUACAUGGAGCCAGGCUAAGGACAUUUUCUAUAAGAAUUCUUUGUUCCGACUCCCCAAACAGGUGCAGUUAAAAACUAGCAUUUCUAGUCAGUAUGUAAUUCGGACGCAACCAACUAAUAGGUGCCUUUCUACACUGGAAUGUGCAGCUGCUGCUCUUUCCAUUUUGGAGAAAAAUAAUUACAUACAAGAGACUUUGCUUCGUCCUCUUCAAGCUUUAUGCUCUUUCCAGCUUCAGCAUGGUGCUCAAAUUCGCCUCAGCAAGGAACAUCUUCUGAAGAAUGGAUUAUAUCCUAAGCCAAUGCCAAAGAACAAACGCAAACUCAGGAAAAUGGAGCUGUUAAUGAACAGUGUUAAAAUUUAGUACAGUUGUUCCGUGGUGCUAGUUAUGGCGUCUUUCACUGACAAGACGAGGUUAAGUUUUCCAGAAAUUUAAGUCUGUGAGUUUUUGACUGUCUAAAGAAUGAGAGUUGCAUACUAAACUUGCCCAGAAGGAAGUAAACCAAAUAGUCAUAAAAAAACAACAACAAAAAAAUUUCACUGACUCCAUAAAAAGAAGGUUUUAUAGUUUGUUUUAAAAAAUGUGCCUCUAAUACAUUUUUUCAGAUCCAUUGUUUGAAAUGUGAUUAGUUAUUGAGAGAGGUUCGAAGUUUGUCUUUAUAAAAUGGAAAGAAAUUAUUGUAUCUGAUGGGGGAAGUAUUGUUUUCAUUAAUGUUUAUAGAUAGAUAUAGACCUAUAAUAGAGGGUACUUACAUCAGUAUGCAAUCUUGCACAUAAAGUUUAUAGUUUGCAAUAAGUAACAAAAAUAAUGAUCAAGUAGUUUAGAUUGAAUUAAUUUAUUUCAUAGAAAAACAGAUUAAGGAGACUAUAUUCUUUAGGGAAUAAAUUUGAAUUCAACUAUUAUGAUUUAAGUGUUCUAUUAAUUGCCUGAAUUUUUUGGUAUUAAGGUAUAAUUGGAAUAUAAGAUUUUAUUAGUUUCAGGUGUUUACCAUAAUGAUUCAAUAUUUAAAUACAUUGCAAAAUAAUCAACACAUUAUAAGUCUAGUUAACGUCCCUCACCAUACAUAUUUACAAAAUUUUUUUCUGGUGAUGAGAACUUUUAAGAUAGACUUUCUUACACUUUCCAAUAUGCAGUAUUUGCAAUUUUACAGAAUUAUUAACUGUAGUCACCAUGCUUUAUAUUAAUAUCCCCAUGACUUUAUAACUGGUAGUUUCUUUUGACCCCAUUCACCCACUUUGCCCACCAAACACCCUCUGGCUCUGGCAAACACCAGUCUAUACUCUGUUUCUGUGAGUUUUUUUUUUUUAAAGAUUCCACAUAUAAAUGAUAUCAAAUCAUAUUUAUCUUUAUGUGACUUAUUUCACUGAGUAUUAAUGACCUCCAGGUCCAUCCAUGUUGUCACAAAUGGCAAGAUUUCAUUCUUUUGUAUGGCUGAAUAAUAAUCCAUUGUAUAUAUGUAUACACACCACAUUUUCUUUUUUCAUUCAUUGAUGGCUGUUUAGGUUAUUUCUAUAUCUUGGCUAUUGUAAAUAAUGCUGCAGUGAGCACAGAGGUGCAUCUUUUCAAAGUAGUCUUUUUGUUUUUCUUGGCUAAAUAUCCAGAAGUGGAAUUACCAGAUCAUAUAAUAGUUCUAUUUUUAACUUUUUGAGGAAUCUCCAUACUGCUUUCCACUGUGGCUGCACCACUUUGCAUUUCCCCCAGCAGUGCACAAGGGUUCCCCUUUCUCCACAUUUUCUGUGACAGCCCUUGUUAUUACUUGUCUUUUUGAUACUAGCCAUUCUGACAGGUGUGAGAUGACAGCUCAUGGUGGUUUUGAUUUGUAUUUCCUUGAUGACAAGUGAUGUUGAGCAUCUUCUCACAUACCUCUUGGCCAUCUGUAUGUCUUCUUUAGAAAAAUAUCUAUUCGGAUCCUCGGCACAUUUUUUUUUCCCCAUUUUUAAAUCAAAUUGUUUUUUUGUUUUUUGUUUUUCUUUUGCUGUUAUAUGAGUUCUUUAUAUAUUUUUGUUAUUAACCCCUCAUCAGAUAUCAGAACAUGCAAAUAUUUUCUCCCAUUCCAUAGGUUGCCUUUUCACUUUGUUGAUUUCCUUUGAUGUGCAGAAGCUUUUUCGUUUGAUGUAGUCCCAUCUAUUUAUUUUUACUUUUCUUGCUUAUGCUUUUGAUGCCAGAUAUGAAAAAUCAUUGCUAAGACUGAUUUUUUUCUAGUUUUAUGAGUUUCACAUCUUACAUUCAAAUCUUUAAUCCAUUUUGAGUUAAUUUUUGUGUGUGGUGUUAAAUAGUGGUCUAGUUUCAUUCUUCUGCAUGUGGAUGUAGCUUUCCCCAAUAUCAUUUAUUGAAAACUAUCCUUUCCCCACUGUAUAUUCUUGGCUCCUUUGUCAUAAAUCAUAAUUCAAUUGAUCAUGUAUGUGUGGCUUUAUUUUUGAGCUCUAUUCUAUAGUUCUAUGGAUAUAUUCAUGUGUUUUAAUGCCAAUAACCAUACUAUUUUGAUAGCUAUAGCUUUGCUAUGUACUUUGAAAUUAGGGGGCGUGAUGCUUCUCUCUGUUUCUCUUUCUCAAGAUUGCUUUGGCUCUCUGGGAUCUUUCGUGGCUUCUUAAAAAUUGUUUAUUCUCUAUCUAUGAAAAAUGCCAUUAGAAUUUUGAUAUGGAUUGCAAUGAACCUGGAGAUUGCUUUGAGUAGUAGCCCUAAUUUUGAAAGAGGUGAAUGUAAUUUUGACAUAGCAUACAUUUUUAUUUGUAAUACUCUGGGUAAGUUUGGAUUUUUCAAUACUCAUCUAAUAGGUUUAUUGACUAUGAUAAACUAGUCCUUUUGAAGUUUUUACAUGGAAAUAACUGAGCUAGAAUAUAAUACAACUAUAAUUUCAAGAACAUAAUUUUCUAACUAGGGUUAUUUAAAUCUUUUUUGGUGGCAAAAAGUAAAUUGCAGGGAUUAAAUUUCUCCCACCUUCUUGGGAAAAUAUUUACUGACAUUUUAUAUAGUAUUAGAGACAUGUAUAUAAUAUAUAUUUAUAUCUAACUUAAAUCUACUGCAAUUGUAUACACAUCUUGGCAAGAAGGGACUUGGUUUAGUUCUUUAUUUAUGACUUCUAGAGUUUUCUGUAUCCAGUUUUAAGUUGUAAGGAAAAACUAAACGUAUGAUUUAAAAGUAAACUUGUUACAUAUAUGUUUGUAUGUGUGAUAAAUGAGUAUAUACCAGUGGUUAUUUCUGACCAUUUCCAAACUUUUUAUUUCUAUUAUUGACCUGGAUUAGACCCUUCUUAAAAACUUUAAUGCUAGUCCUAAUUGGAAUGCUAAUGAAUAUUUGAGGGAACUAUGCAGAAAAUAUUUUAAAAUACUAAACAGAAGUGAGAUUUCUAUCUUGUAUUACUGACUUUUUUUUGGAUUUAAAUACAGGUUAGCUCAUUUAUAAUCUAAAACACCUAUCAAAUGACUAUCAAGGUA
Molecule: messenger RNA, 4138 nt
Organism: Nyctereutes procyonoides (raccoon dog)
Lineage: Eukaryota; Metazoa; Chordata; Mammalia; Carnivora; Canidae
Gene: DTWD2
Product: DTW domain containing 2
Exons: 6
Coding region: 195-1067 (290 amino acids)
Source: RefSeq, a predicted model, not a curated record